This is a messenger RNA of Salvia hispanica, 2055 nucleotides long. Its product is annotated as EH domain-containing protein 1-like. Gene Ontology annotation, biological process: endocytosis; endosomal transport. Lineage: Eukaryota; Viridiplantae; Streptophyta; Magnoliopsida; Lamiales; Lamiaceae. The record is from RefSeq and is a predicted model, not a curated record. Gene Ontology annotation, cellular component: cytoplasm; plasma membrane. Gene Ontology annotation, molecular function: calcium ion binding; protein binding; GTP binding.
ACACAUGCAUCACUUCCAAAUUAUUAUUUAUACAAGCCUCAAAUAUUUAAUUAAAUUUUAGCCCAAUUGAAAAAUGGGUACGGACAAAUUUCAGUUGAUUUUAACUACCUUUACCAUACACGAUAUUUGAAAUUGGUGGAGACAUUCUCGAAACAAAGAAAGUGGUAAAGACUCUCUAUUAAAUGAAGAAAAACAAAAUUUGAAUGAAAUAAUUUUGAGAAAAUGGAGAUUGGUUCAUCUUCGAUUGGGCGGUGCUCCAAGGAGCAUCAGAAGUUGUAUCAAAUUUGGUUCUCUUGCGCUGAUUCUGAUGGUGAUGGGCGUAUCACGGGAACCGAUGCUCAGAAAUUCCUCUCCAUGUCUAAUUUGAGUCGUCAAGAUCUCAAGCAGGUUUGGUCAAUUGCUGAUUCGAAGAGGCAAGGUUAUCUUGGAUAUGAUGAAUUCGUUGUAGCAAUGCAGCUCAUGUCUUUGGCACAAGCUGGCCAUAAUAUAACCAAUGAUAUUGUGAAUGAUACUCAAGUUGAUUAUGAGAACCUGCAACCACCCACCAUGGAAGGUCUUCAAACCCUUCUUGUCACGAAACGGAGUCAAAGCGCGCGCUACCCUUCGCCUGAGCGGAUCAGUGGCAAUCAACUGCAGCAUUCAUCUUCUGGAAGUUGGUUUUCUAAAACCGGAAAGAUGUCGUCGAAGCCGGUGACUUCAAUUGUGGAUGGACUGAAGAAUCUGUACAUCAAGAAGCUAAAGCCCCUGGAAGUGACCUACAAGUUCAAUGAAUUUGUUUGUCCUCUACUGACAAGUAGCGAUUUUGAGGCGAAGCCAAUGGUGAUGCUACUUGGCCAAUACUCCACAGGCAAGACCACAUUCAUCAAGCAUCUCAUGGGAUGUACUUAUCCUGGUAAUUCAUUUCCUAGAUUCAUUUCAUUUCAUCAUCCAUUGGUUUGUUUGUUUCUAGCUACUCAACUUUUGAGUCUGGUUACAGGAGCUCAUAUCGGUCCAGAGCCCACGACAGACAGAUUCGUAGUGGUUAUGAACGGAGCUGAUGACAGAAGCAUUCCAGGCAACACCAUUGCUGUUCAAGCAGACAUGCCUUUCAGCGGCCUUCAAUCCUUCGGAACAGCUUUUUUAUCCAAAUUUGAGUGCUCACAGCUCCCCAAUCCUUUGCUGGAGCACAUCACCUUUGUGGACACCCCGGGAGUCCUCUCUGGGGAGAAGCAACGCACGCAGAGAAGCUACGACUUCACAGGUGCCAUUUCCUGGUUCGCCAUCAAGUGUGAUCUCAUCCUACUCCUGUUCGACCCUCACAAGCUUGACAUCAGCGACGAAUUCAAGCGCGUCAUUGAAUCUCUCCGUGGUCAUGAUGAUAAGAUACGCGUCGUCCUCAACAAGGCCGACCAAAUUGAUACACAACAACUUAUGCGGGUAUAUGGUGCCUUAAUGUGGUCUCUAGGCAAAGUCUUGAAUACUCCUGAAGUUAUGCGUGUUUAUAUUGGCUCCUUCAACGACAAGCCUAUAAACAAUGCUGCAGCCGGUCCCCUCGGGGAAGAGCUCUUCCAGAAAGAACAAGACAACCUUCUCAAUGACUUGAAAGACAUACCUAAGAAGGCUUGUGAUCGUCGAAUAAAUGAGUUUGUGAAACGUGCUCGUGCUGCUAAGAUACAUGCCUUGAUCAUUAGUCAUCUCAGGAAUGAGAUGCCUGCAAUGAUAGGCAAAGCUAAGACUCAGCAAAGGCUCAUCGAUAAUCUGGCCAUUGAAUUUGCAAAGGUUCAGAGAGAGCAACAUCUACCGCUGGGGGAUUUCCCGAAUGUGGAUCAAUUUAGAGAGAGAUUGAGCGGAUACAGCAUAGACAAGUUUGAGAAGUUAAAACCAAAAAUGAUUCAGUGUGUUGAUGAAAUGCUUGCUUAUGAUAUCCCACAGCUUCUUAAGGAUUUCCGAAAUCCUUACGAUUAGACUUUCCAAAUGUUUCACAGUGUGUUAUGUGUAUAAAUUGACAUGUAAUGGCAUACAUUGUUUCAAAAUAGAUCAAAAUAUCAAUUGGAAUACAUGGCUUGCCACAAAACA